This is a messenger RNA of Amphiprion ocellaris (clown anemonefish), 1994 nucleotides long. RefSeq names its product complement C3-like. The record is from RefSeq and is a predicted model, not a curated record. Lineage: Eukaryota; Metazoa; Chordata; Actinopteri; Pomacentridae. The transcript has 8 exons. Bases 535 to 1227 code for a protein of 230 amino acids.
CACACUUUCAUUUAAAGGUUGAAUAAGGAAAUGAGGUAUUAUCAGGUAAAAUAAUUGGAAAAUAUAUUUUUUGUCAUCUUUUUAAAAAAAAAAACAAAAAACUUUAAGCAAAGUUUACUUUAAUUCAAUGCAGCAACAAGUGUAAUCUAUAAUUUCUCUAUAAUUACUCUGCUGACUGACUAGAGUCGAUACAGAACAGGUGUUUGGAGUUCACUUUAAAAGGCAUCAUGAGAAACAUAAAACAUUACAAGCUGAGGCUGACAUGCAAAAAGUAGGCUGAGGAGUAAAUAUAUAAAAAUCAUGGGAUUCACAACUUAGAACCAACUUGACGUGAUGUCUAAAAGCUUUCCAGAGUUUAUUCAAAGCCUCUUUUUGCUAUCCGUGUCUCCAGGGUGGUCUCUGUGGUGACGACCCAGAGACAACUCUGACCGCCUUUGUCCACAUCGGUCCCACAUUUGUCCACAAUGCGCUCAAGCAGGCAGGGCUCCACUGCAGCAGUCCAGGUGUAAAUGUGGAGGAAGCCAUCCGUUCAACAUGAGCCUACUUGAAGAGAGCUCUGACGAAGCCUGUGGGGAGAGGAGACCAUACACGGUGGCCAUCGCCUCUUAUGCCCUGGCUUUGGACGGCUUGCCCACCACUCUUCAUGAACUUUUACUCAGAGGUGCAGCUCCAGGUUUCAGCCACUGGCUUGACAGGGAAAACCACUUGUUCAUGCUGGAGGCGACCGGCUAUGCCCUGCUGGCUCUGGUCAAGUGGGGACGAAUGGAGGAAGCUGCUGCACCCUUCAAAUGGCUGAACAGCCAGAGAAGAAGAGAAGGAGGCUUCGGCUCCACUCAGGUACCAGCAUUGAAAUUCUGUCAGCUGAAAGACAGAGGCCCACCAUGGUGGGUGGUGGUCUCUGCGUCAAGCACCUGGUCAGAGUACCUGAUACACAAACCCCCUCCUGAUGACCACAGUCUGGAUGUAGACGUCAGGAUAACAGGACACAAGGAAAUCCGCUACCAUUUUAACCCGAAGACAGCCUAUGCUGCUCGUACCUCCAGGUUGCCCGCUAAUCUUGAUUUGGAAGUAGAGGCUCGAGGAAAUGGACAAGGAAUACUAGAGCACAGGGAAAGACAACCACGGGUUGUGACCUAUUACAAUCAGCUGCAUGAGGUGGAAGAGAAAAUGCCCUGCAAGCACUUUGAUCUCAACGUCACUUUUGAAGGAUCCAGCGCAGGGCUCUAGGACCCGGAGACGUCAGGAUGGUGGUUCUUGAUAUCAGUCUACCAACUGGAUUCACCCCAGAAAACUCUGACCUGGAGAUGCUGUCCAAUUCAGUGCAUCGUUACAUCAGUAACUUCCAGAUUGUAGACAACCUGAGUGACAGAGGCUCCCUGAUCAUUCACCUGUUCAAAGUAACAUCACUGUAUUUAUAAUUAUUAUUCUAUAUCAUAUCAUUUUAUGUUAUUCAUAUGCUUUUCUUUUUUUUCCAAGAAGCAGGUUUCUCAAUGCUCAGUAAAUAAGUCUUUAUGACGACAGUCAACAAUCUGAGGCAGUUUUAGGCUAUUACACAAAACCAGCUUAUUGGUACCAAAGCCACGGUUCAGAACUCAGACUUGCUAAAUCAGUGUUAGUGUAGUGCAGUGUAGGGCUGCAGCCAGAGUACUGACGAUAGUUAGCAAGAGAGAUCAUAUUUCUCCUAUGCUGGUUUCUCUUCAUUGGCUUCCUGUGAAAUGUAGAAUAGAAUUCAAAAUCCUUCUUCUGACAUAUAAAGCUCUUAACAACCAAUCUCCAUCAUAUCUUAAAGACCUACCUGAUAAUGGUACUAUCAUGUCUUUAUCCUAGCAGAACUCUUCGCUCUCAGACUGCAGGCUUACUUGGAGAAGUGACCUGUAACUUCUCUCUAAAAGUAGAAUGGGAGGCAGAGCCUUCAGUUAUCAGCUCCUCUCCUGUGGAACCAGCUCCCAGUUUGGGUUCUGGAGGCGGACACCCUCUCUAUUUUUAAGACCAGG